AUGGCCGACAUUUUUCCUGCCGAGCUGCAUGUGGCGUGGGAGCCUCUCCCAGAAGACGAAGCACCUUCGGUAGAAUCAGUCGUCGAGCUGGCCGUCAGGCUAGAGGACCGGCUACGGAAGGGAGAAAAGUUGUGCUUGUGGUCGCCUCGAGGCCAUGGCAGAGUAGGACUGGUCGGCGCGGUGCUUUUGGGCCGACUUUACGGUUUCACGGCCGAAGAUGCUCUCCUCAGAGUACAGGUGUGCCACGAUGCCCGGGACAGUCUCAAGGGACAGCCACAGAUAAGCUGUCCCCAGACGAUUGCGCAGGUUCAGUGCGUACGUGAGGUGUUGCUGCAGCAAUCGAGCAUCUACACCGAUCUCGUCAUGCGCGCUGACCUACCGGCUAGCAAGCGAGGAAUCCAGGUCUGCGAAUCCAUCCGCGGGGAAGGACCUCCGUCUCUGCGCCCGUCCGAACGCGUGGCCGACGAGACGCAGGCCGACCGUUACAAGCGCGAAAGGGAACACAGGCUCCAGAUCGACACGAUUCAGGACGACCACCAGCCGGAUCUGCUGAAAGCAUUGUUCCUUCCCCCACCAGCUUCCGGGGACCUUCUCAACACCUUGCCGUCCACCCAAGUACCGCGCGGCAACAACUUCGAUGCUACUGGCACCCGUAAAUGUGCACCAGGCAGUCCUAAGCUUGGCGUUCUGACGACGGUGACAACAAGAAGAAAUAGUAGUGGAAGAACGGACCUUCCGGGAGGUCGUGGCGUCCUUCUUCCCAGGAAGCUGGUAACACUAGGCUCGUAUGCGGGUAAUUUAUCAGACUUAUCAGGGGAGGGCAGCAACGGGUUGACGAUGUUGUCGCCGGCUCUGCUGGGGAAGGAUUCAUCCCUCCGACAGCCUUUUGCUCAAGACCGUGCUAGGGCCGUCGGUGCAGUGCCGUAUCCCACCAUGCGAUCCCUAAGAAAAACGUGA
Molecule: messenger RNA, 957 nt
Organism: Ectocarpus siliculosus
Lineage: Eukaryota; Phaeophyceae; Ectocarpales; Ectocarpaceae
Source: the annotation of a GenBank genome assembly